Rotaria sp. Silwood1 is the source of this 1527-nucleotide messenger RNA. The record is from the annotation of a GenBank genome assembly. Lineage: Eukaryota; Metazoa; Rotifera; Eurotatoria; Philodinida; Philodinidae.
AUGUCGACCAUGGAAUUAAUACCAUCUUCUUUUAUAAAUACUCAACCGGUUCAACCAAAAACACUGGUCAAAGUAUCCCGUGUCAAUUAUCGAAAUCCCGAAAAAUUUCAAUUACAGAACGUUCCUAUCACGUUCAAUCAACAAAAGCAAUUAUAUCCGUCAUCAUCUGAACGUUGUUAUCUUCCAUCGAAUUCACCCUCAAUUAUAGGAGGAUCUGUAAAAAUGGAUGCAUUCGAAGAUACCAUACAAAUUUCAAAUAUGCCCAAAAAGGAUAUCUUUACUCAACAAACAUGUGAUGCCAUCUGUGUGAUGUCAGGAACUCCAUAUCGUCCAUCAACAAUUGCAUUUUGGCCAUUCAAUGAUAAUCUUUACGAUUCGAAUAAUGUCUACUCUGGAACCUACACUCCUACAACAGCUUCAGCUUCUUAUAUUGUUGGUAAUAUCGAUAAAUCAAUAUCAUUUGAUGGCAGUCAUUAUGUUAAUGUGGAUACACAUUUUCUUAAUCUAAGCUAUCGAAGUUGGACUAUAGAAGGUUUCUACAAUGAUGAUGUCAUUGGUGCCGCUUUUUUAGCGGAACCAUCGACCAAAUGGUAUCAUAUAGCAUUCGUUUAUGACUAUAGUUUAAUGAAACAAUCGAUUUAUUUCAAUGGAGUUCUUGAUGGAACAACAUGGGGAUCUGCACCAUUAUCUGGUCCAUAUAAAGGAACUACAGGUUCUGUUAUGAUUGGUCGAACAUCCAGUGGUUCUUACUUGUAUGGUGACAUUGAUCACUUACAAGUAACAACUGUUGCUAAAACUACUUGUCAAAUCUUGAAUGAUGCAAUACUCACUGCUUAUUAUUCAUUUGAUGCUGAUGUAUUGAAUCUCGAUCUCAGUAACAAUUAUAUUAAUGGAAUAUCUAACUCAGUAAGCAGUGUAUCAGGUCGUACUAAUGAAGGUUAUUUGUUUCAAGGAACAUCAUCUUAUUUUCAAUCGAUGGCAUUUACAGCUUACAGAUCUGGAGCAUCAUUCAGUAUUUCGUUAUGGGUAAAACCAUACUCUGUCUUAGGUGGUACAUUGAUUCAUCUAUCGACUGGCAUUGUUGGUACAGGUACAGGUUGUUUCGAUCUUUUGGGAUUUAGUACAACAGGUCAAUUAAUCGCAAAUUUAUACAAACCAUAUAGUUGCUGCAGUGGAACGUGCUAUUGUCAAGCUACUACGAGUAUCGGUGGUCCAGUUAUGAAUACGAGCAUAUGGACACAUAUUGUUUUAACUUAUAGUUCGAGCAAUGGUAUGGCACUUUAUACAAAUGGAACCUUGCGUGCUGUCGAUGACGCUUUCACAUCAUUUGCAUCGAACACAUAUACUUCCGCAAGUCGACCAUACAUGACCGUAGGAAAUCCAUCAACUACAGGUUCAUUGCCAGCAGGAUGUCUAACUGCGAGUCCGACACUUUCUCAAGGUCACUAUCAAGGCAUUAUUGAUGAGUUGCGAGUUUAUAGUCGAGAGCUCACAAUUUCUGAAAUAUGUUCAUUGUUUAAUCCAUAA